Saccostrea echinata is the source of this 4035-nucleotide messenger RNA. RefSeq lists its product as uncharacterized. Lineage: Eukaryota; Metazoa; Mollusca; Bivalvia; Ostreida; Ostreidae. The coding region runs from base 1 to 3993 and encodes 1330 amino acids. The transcript is spliced from 5 exons. The record is from RefSeq and is a predicted model, not a curated record. Gene Ontology annotation, molecular function: catalytic activity.
AUGCAAGAGGCCAAGGCUUUAAGAGCACUUUCAGCAGAUCCAAAAAUGCGGUUUGAGGACAUUGGAGGAAUAUUUAUAGAAUUUUGGCAUCUGAAGCAGGAUAUUUUAGGGAAAGCUUUCAAAGCACUCUUUUCAACAAAAGGUUGCAGGGAUCCUGCCUCCUUGGCCUUUUUCAAAUGCAAACUAUUACGGUCAGAUAUAACUGGGAAAGUAAAAGGGAAAUUCCAGUCUCAUUUUGAAUUUUUCUCCUUGGUGGGAGAAGUCAUGAUUCUGGAGUUGGCCAGAGAGUUUUUUGCCAUUGACAACAAUGGCAUUCCAACAGCAAAUAUUCCAAAAUAUAUGGCUGAGUCUAAUAAAUAUAUGGAUCAAAGUAUUAAUUCAAGCUUAUUUAAAUCCUUUUCUGGACUUACACAAUCAUUUGAUGGAGAUGAAAAUAUCACUACUACUGAUGUGAGUAUACCACACUUCCUAAAUGUGACAUAUAACAAAUACAGUAUAACUGUGUCCUUCCAACAAGAAAAAUAUGUAACUAUUUUGAGCUAUUUAAAUGAGGAACUAAAACCAAUUAAAGAAGUAGGGAAAAAUGGACAAAUUUUCAAGUCUGAUUGUGAUUCUGUGACGGCCACACUCUAUGCUGGGACUAGCGUCUUACACAUUCAAGGUUCGUCAGCAAAUACCUGGCUUGACAAAUUCGUUCACGACAUCAAGAGCAAAGAUACUAACAAUAUUAGUAAUGUUCUGGGCCAAUCAUCACCACAAAUGGCAUCAACUCCAGUUAAAAGUGCUUCUCUUGUGUCGACCAGUCAGUCAAGUGAUGUACAAAAUUGUACACAGUGUGCGAAUACAAUUCAAUCUCUACAACUGGCUAUCUGUAAUUUAGCUAAAGAAUUACAAGAAUUAAAAGAAAAACUAAAAUGUCAAAUAAAAGAAGACGAUCACAACAAACCAAUACUGGUUGACAAAAACACUCAGACAUCAAUCAAGGUUGUGAAAAACAAGGAAACAGACGUGCAUGGUUUAAAAUCUGCACCAACGAAUUCCAUAUCUAGACACACUCAGUGCGAACAUUCUUUACCGGAAAAGAAAACAAAAUGCACAGCUGAUUCUGGUACAAACACUGAACCACACAACCACCCAAUACAUACACCUGCAAGAUCAGUGAUUGAAGAAAAGGAAAAAUCUGGUAAUACAAAACUUAUAAUUGGCAGUUCAAUCCUACAACGGGUAAGAACAAGAGGACUACAAAAGGGUGUUCAUGUAAGAACAAAUAGAGGGGCUAAACUUUCCCACAUCAAAGCUAAACUUCUCAAAAUAAAUGUAGCAGAAUACUCCCACAUCAUUAUCCAAGCCGGGGGAAAUGAUGCCUCAUCUCAUCGAGACAUGGACGCCAUUGAACAUGAUGCCGCGGAAAUCAUCUCCAAUAUCAAACAUCGUUCUCCGGGAACCAAAGUAUAUUUUUCCGAAGUAUUACCAAGACGGGAUGUGGAUGUAUCUCAUGUGAAUACCACACUAAAAUAUGUAUGUGAUGAAUAUGGAGGUGUCUUUAUUUCCAACAAAAGUGAAUUCAAGGAGGUAAACCAGAUAAAUUUAAGAAAUUCAAAACCUAUAUUUUAUUGCUCUGCUUAUCGUCCACCAUCUGCCCCCUCCUGCUGGGCUGAGGAUCUAGCAAGGGAGGUAAACCGUGCCUCCUGCUGUGAUGAUACUGAAAUAAUUCUAGCAGGUGAUUUUAAUAUUGAUUUAAUGAAAGACCCCCCACAAUACUGGACAUCUGCUUUAGAGGAGUUUGGAUUUUCACAGAUAAUUACUGUUCCAACUAGAAUAACAAGUACUUCAAGUACCUUAAUUGAUCAUUUUUAUACAACCAAACCAGAAAACAUAUGUGAAACCAGUGUGCCCCCUAUUGCUAUAUCUGACCACUACCCUGUAUGUUUGACACGGAAAACUAACUGCAUACAGCGUAAUGGAAAACAUACUGAAAUCCAAUAUCGAGAUUUUAAAAAAUUCAAUGAAAAUAAGUUUCUAAGAGAUUUAGAAAAUGCAAAUUUUAACAGUCUUCUUGAACUAAAAGACCCAAACGAAAUAUUGAAUAAAUUUUAUGAAUUAUUUAAUGAUAUUCUUAAAAAACAUGCCAAAGUAAAAACUAAAAGAGUCAAGACUGAAAUUCGACCUAAAUGGCUUACACAGGAAAUAAAUGAUGCUAGACUUUUACGUGAUACAUACCAUCUACAAAGAAAUUCAGAAAAUUACAAAUUUUGGAGAAAUAAAGUCACACAAUUAAUAGAUCAAGCCAAAUCAAAGUAUUACAAAUCAGCAAUUGAAGAAAGUUCAAGUCCUAAAGAAAUGUGGAGUUAUUUAAACCAUUUGGCAUCCAAUUCCAAAAAUUUUACACCUAACCGUAUUACACAAAAUGGUUUGGAUUUUGAAAAUUUACAGGAUAUUGUUGAUAUUUUUAACAAACACUUUACAGAAAUAUCCUGUAAGUUAUUAGCAAAUAUAUCAGUACAAAGUUUUGAUUCAGAAUUAUUAAAUCAAUUUACAGAAACUAAACUAGGGAAAGAAAAUUUUUUCAGUAUAAAUCAAAUAAGUGAGUUUGAAGUAUUUAAUAUGUUGAAUACACUUGAUGUGAACAAGUCAGCAGGCAUUGACUUUAUUGGACCUCGUCUACUAAAACUUUCAGUAAAUGUUAUAUGCAAAUCUAUUACACAUCUUAUAAAUGCUAGCAUUACUAAUGGUGUAUUUCCAUCCCGUUUAAAACAAGCAAAAGUCACUCCUAUUUUCAAAAAUGGCGACCACGCAGAUCCAGGGAACUACAGACCCAUAUCCAUUCUUCCAACAUUAUCAAAAUUAGUUGAAAAACACAUAGCCAAUCAAAUACGCAACUUUACCUCUAGCUUUGAUCUUUUAUUUAAAUCACAAUCUGGAUUUCGAGAAUUUCAUUCAUGUCAAACGGCUCUAACAAAACUAACAGAUAAUUGGUUACAAGCUAUGGACCAAGGAAAUCUAGUAGGCAUAACUUUCCUUGAUUUUAGCAAGGCAUUUGAUUUGGUAAAUCAUGAUAUCCUUAUAAGUAAACUUCAAUCAUAUCACUUUGACCAAAUGGCUAUUAAAUGGUUUCAUUCUUAUCUAACCUCAAGGUCUCAGUGUGUAAAAAUAGGUACAUAUUCCUCUGAUUUCUUGCCUGUCACAGCAGGAGUGCCCCAGGGAUCUAUCUUAGGUCCCCUAUUAUUUUUAUUGUAUAUAAAUGAUCUCCCUUUACAUGUAAAUAGAACAGAUAUUGAUAUGUUUGCUGAUGAUGCGACCUUACAUACACAUCAUAAAAAUGUAGAAGGUAUUGAGAAUGCCCUUAACUUUGAUUUGUGUGAGAUUGAAAAUUGGUGUUCCAAAAAUCAAAUGGUGUUGAAUACCAAUAAGACAAAAUGUAUGCUUAUGGGAACUCAACAUAGAAAAUCAAAGAUAAAUUCUCCUGAAUUAAAUUUAUAUGCUUCAAACAAAUUAAUUGAAAAUGUUGAAUCUGAAAAACUUUUGGGAGUAUAUAUUGAUCAUUCAUUGCGCUAUAAUUACCAUAUUGACUCAGUUUGUGCUGGCAUAGAUAGAGUUUUUAAAUUGCAAAAAAGGGCAGCCCGGAUUAUAUUAGAUGUGGCUUAUGAUGCCCCUUCACUACCAUUAUUUGAAAAACUUGGAUGGCUUACCAUAUAUGAGUUGAUUGAUUUUCAUAAAUAUGUAUUACUGUACAAAACACUUCAUGGUAUGGCACCUGAUUAUUUAAGAGACUCUUUUGAAUUUAUUUCUUCUAAUAAUUAUGUUUUACGAUCUGAAACCAACUAUGACCUUCGUCUACCGAAAUAUCGAACAAGUCAAUUUAAAAAUUCUUUUCAUUAUUCCGGUGUUCAUUUAUGGAACAAAUUACCUUUGUAUAUACGUUUUUCACAAACUGUAAACACAUUUCGUAAAAAUGUGGAAAAAUUUAUUAUAACUUGCCGCAACACUGUUUAAGUAACGUAAUUCCAUGUCCUAAACUUUUAAUUGUACUUGUAU